Xiphophorus couchianus (Monterrey platyfish) is the source of this 2668-nucleotide messenger RNA. It is a transcript of the gene flcn, whose product is annotated as folliculin. Gene Ontology annotation, molecular function: GTPase activator activity. Gene Ontology annotation, biological process: negative regulation of transcription by RNA polymerase II; positive regulation of transforming growth factor beta receptor signaling pathway; positive regulation of TORC1 signaling. Lineage: Eukaryota; Metazoa; Chordata; Actinopteri; Cyprinodontiformes; Poeciliidae. Bases 220 to 1875 code for a protein of 551 amino acids. Gene Ontology annotation, cellular component: cytosol. The transcript is spliced from 12 exons. The record is from RefSeq and is a predicted model, not a curated record.
CGACGUGCCUCAACGUCAUGUGAUUCCUCUGUUGUUUGCUAACAUCAUGUAAACAGAAACGGGGGAAGUGGUGCAAAUAUCCAUUUACUCUCGUUCAAUAAUGAGUCUUUGCUAAAGAUUUAGAAGAUUUCUUUAUUAUUGUUUUUUUUUUACUUUCACCGUUGUUCGUCUUUAUAUCUUUAAACACGACCAACGGAAGCAGCUGUGUUUUCGCUGAAGAUGAACGCGCUGGUGGCUCUGUGUCAUUUCUGUGAGCUCCAUGGCCCACGAACACUGUUCUGCACCGAGGCGCUACACCCACCAUCCCCAGACCCUUCGUCUCAGAUGGGAACCCCUGUGCCAGGAGACAGGGAUGGUGACCGGGAGGGUGAAGGUCUGACUAUGAGGGCCAACAGCUCAGCAACACCGAGAGGAGAGAUGUGUGAGGGUUGUCGAUCUCUACCUGCAUCUCAUCCUGGCUUUGUGAGCAUCGAUGAUGAAACAGGCAUUCGCUUCUUGAGCCAUCAGCAUCCCAGGCAGUCCCAGCUUUUCAGUGUGGUCAGACAGGCCUGUGUACGCAGUCUCAGCUGUGAGGUGUGUCCUGGCCGUGAGGGGCCCAUUUUUUUUGGCGAUGAGCAGCAUGGAUUUGUGUUCUCACACACCUUCUUUAUCAAAGACAGCCUGGCCCGCGGUUUUCAGCGAUGGUACAGUAUAGUUUUGGUGGCCAUGGACAGGAUCUACCUUAUCAACUCCUGGCCUUUCCUGCUCCGUCACCUCAAGCUCACAAUACAUAGUCUUCAAAGCACAGCUUUAAAGGUGUUUGACAGUGAGCAAGGAGGUUGUCCCCAGAGAGCUCUGAGGAUGAACAGUGUAUUUUCCCCAGCAGUUUUUCCACACCAGAGGAGUGGGAAUGCGGCUCGAUCGCUAACCUCACUGACCCAGCACCCCAACCUCUGGGCUAGUCUGCACUGCUCUUUUAGCUGGUUGCUGAAAGCUAGUGGCAGUCGUCUAACAGAGAAGCUUCUUGAGGGGGCCCCCACUGAAGACACACUGGUGCUUAUAGAGAGACAAACAGAGCAAGAAGAAGAAAUGAGUUGCUGGGAAGGAGCAGAAGGAGGCAGGUCAGAGUCACAGUUACUCCAAACCGACGGCAAACUGGGUCUGCUGUGUGAAGCUUCAAAAUCGGAUGAUGUGCCUGGUCCAAAAUUUAAAUCAUUGAGACACUUGAGACAGGUCCUCGGGGCGAAUGACUUUCGACAGCUAUCAUGGCAUGUGCUCAUGGGAAAUCAGGUCAUAUGGAGAAGUGCAGACCCCGGACUCAUCCAGUCAGCAUUUACUGUGCUAAAGUCUUUGCUGCCAGUGGGCUGCGUGCGCUCCGUCCCAUACAGCGCUCAGUACGAAGAAGCCUACAAAUGCAACUUCCUGGGUCUCAGCCCAGACGUUCCUAUCCCGGCCCACGUCAGCUCCUCAGAGUUUUCAGUGCUGGUGGACGUCAUGUUGAAGGGUUCAGCUGCAGGCGAAGAUGAAAUCUGUGCACUUUAUCAGUUCAUCAUCAGCAGCGCCAACACACAGCCGACAGACAGAGGUCCAACAUUGCUGAACAAACUUGAGGUGGCUCUGUCUAACGAGAACUUGUCUGUGGAUGUUGUGUCUCACUGCCUGCUGUGCCUGAAGGAGGAGUGGAUGAACAAAGUCAAAGUGCUGUUUAAAUUCUCCAAAGUGGACGGUCGGGGCAGGGAGGACACCCAGAAGGUUCUGGCCCUUCUCGGCGCCACGGGGCCCGGCGAGGAAGACAACGUCAGGCUGUUAAAGUACUGGAUGACUGGACUGAGCAAAACCUACAAGAGUCAUUUAAUGACAGCUGUGAGAGGAGGAGAGAGAAGCCCCAGCCAGUGAUAAAAAAAAGAGGAGGAGGAGGAGGCGGGACGUGGUGAAGAAAAGAAAAGUGACAGCAAUAAUAUCUAAAGCUAAACGAAGCAAGAGUGAGUCUUUUCAUGGGUAGUUUUGUUGACUGUAUGGAUUCAGUGUUGAAUGAAGGAGCGCUGUGAAUGGAUGACAGAAAUGAUUUUGCUCAUCCAUUAUUGUCUUUUUAAGUAAUGAGAAAUCUAUUGUGUACUCUCCUCUGAUGAUUAUCCUGCUCAGAUUAAUACAUGGAGUAAUUUUGGAUAAAGCAUGGGGGCCUUUUUUGUUAAAGGGAAUUCUUCUAUAGGACCUCCCAUCAUGUGAAGUUUAACUUAUUACUAAAAGUUUUUCCACUUUGUUUAUUAAUACAGAUGCGUCCCUAAAGAAAUAAACUCACUCUGAUGCACUUUAUUCCCAAAUUGGCUCCAUCUGGUGGUGAAGUGGGGAAAUGAAAGGAGUGAAAGUGCAGAAGGAGUGUUUCUCCUGCAGCUCCCACUCACUUGUUUGACUGGAGCUCAGCCAACAAGUCUCAAGUGGUGUAAGACAAGACUUUUAAGGUUUUCUGCAACUCAAAGUUGUACAAAAUGGUUGCAUAACAAGUUCUCUCACUAGUAGGGCCACGGCAUUUGCACAUUUUUGGCUCCUUAACGAGCCAGUCACACGCUGAUCCUCUCUGCUUUUUCUGUUGUUUUUUUUGUAUUUUUGUGUAAGUCCAAAGCGUCUCUUGCUUUGCUGAGGUCCGCAGACUUUGGUCAAUAAAAUCCGCCAACAUACGGCUCUGUUUAAA